CCGCCCGCCCAGCGGUCCGGUCCAGGCGCCCGCGCAGAAUCAGCUGUCUGAGCUGCCCAGGCGGCGGGGGAGCAGCGAGCGGGCUUCAGCGAGCCGCAGGAGGCACAGGCCUGUCCUGGGUCCCCGCAGGUCUGCGCGUCUGUUGUUCCCAGCGCUCUUGGAGGCCUGCAAAGGAAGAGCAACCUGUCCAGACUCCCCGCAGGACAGGAAAAAGAGAAAUCUCGACAUGGAAAAACCCUACAAUAAAAAUGAAGGAAACCUGGAAAACGAGGGAAAGCCAGAAGAUGAAGUAGAGCCUGAUGAUGAAGGAAAGUCAGACGAGGAAGAAAAGCCAGACGCGGAGGGGAAGACAGAAUGCGAGGGAAAGCGAAAGGCUGAGGGAGAGCCAGGUGAUGAGGGACAACUGGAAGAUAAGGGAAGCCAGGAAAAGCAGGGCAAGUCCGAAGGUGAGGGCAAGCCACAAGGCGAGGGCAAGCCAGCCUCCCAGGCAAAGCCAGAGGGCCAGCCGCGGGCCGCCGAAAAGCGCCCGGCUGGAGAUUAUGUGCCCCGGAAAGCAAAAAGAAAAACAGACAGGGGGACGGACGAUUCCCCCAAGGACUCUCAGGAGGACUUACAGGAAAGGCAUCUGAGCAGUGAGGAGAUGAUGAGAGAAUGUGGAGAUGUGUCAAGGGCUCAGGAGGAGCUAAGGAAAAAACAGAAAAUGGGUGGUUUUCAUUGGAUGCAAAGAGAUGUACAGGAUCCAUUCGCCCCAAGGGGACAACGGGGUGUCAGGGGAGUGAGGGGUGGAGGUAGGGGCCAAAGAGGCUUACACGAUAUCCCAUACCUUUAAUGCCUUUGGCCUUCCAUUCUGACUUCUCUGAUGAGAUUAUUGUCAACCCUGCUUUCCCUGGUAGAUAUUUGCCAGGCCCAAUGCUUUAACCUUAAGCUGAUAUUUUUGCUUUAGAUGUCAAUCUCGUUACCAGCAGCCUUUUGACCCAACUACAGCGCUCUAUAUUUUAGUAGAGGAUUUUCACCCAUGUGCAUGGAAAAGAUGUUCAUGACACAUUGUAAAAAAUAAAUAAAUAAAGAACAGUUUGCAGAACCUCGUAUACGGUUAUCAGCCAAUAUUUAUAAAAAUGUAAAUGUUUGUAUAAUGCAUUUCUGCGCAAAGAAAACCCUGAAAGCAUGUACACUAAAAAGCAGGCAAUGGUUAUUCCUGAAGGGUAGCCAAGAAUAGGUCUCACCUGUAUUCAAAAAUGAGUCCUACCACCUCUUGUAUGUACCUCCAUGAUAUUCCUCUGCUGCUGUGCACAUCCCUAUGUCUUCCCUAGGUCGAGCCAGGUCAGUGGGCACUGUUGCUAGGUCCUCUAUCAUGUUCCUGGGUCUUCUAACAUGAGUGCUGGGUCUGCAUACUCAGACCCAUACUAAAAUAUAAUACUAAAUAUUUGUCAUACUGAAAAAUAAAUAAAAGCUGAAUACAAUACAUACUAAGAAAUUGAACUGUUUGGUGCGCUUACAAAGGCAAUAAAGACACUCAGAAUUCCUGUUAUCAGAACAUAAGAUGACAGGUAAAAUUCAUAUUAUCUCUGGGACUAAAAGCUAAAGGAAUCAACCUGGAAAUUCUAACAGAUCUAUUGCUGUAAGAGUCAAUCUUGUCAUUUGUAAAAUAAGGGUAAUACUUGCCUCACAGGACUGCCUGGUGGAUCAGAUGAGAUACUAAGUAUGUGAGCUGUGUUGUGACCUGGUCCCCACUAGGCACUCAGGGGAGGAAUGGCUCCUAAACUAUUCCCAUACAGUGGCAGGAAAGUCGAUGGAAUCAGACACAUUGGAGGAGGACUGAGGGAGUUCUCACCAUGUCUAGGAAUAUUUCCAGGCAGCUAAGAAGUAGAUGCCACUCUCUCCUGGAUACUUCCAUGUCUGCUGGGCACUAUGCCCUUUUUCCCGGGUCCUGCACCCUUUACUGAUAGAGGAUUUAUGGUGUCAAAGCCCUGUCAUUUUCUCUGGAGUCACUGGUGAGCAAUGUCCACCAACCCAUGACCCCCGUAGAAGUGGAUAAAGCCCUCUCUCCACUUUAUAGUUACAGUAACCAGGUACACAUGGAUAUCACCUUGGUGCUGCUUGGGCCUCUCAUUAAUAUCUUCCAAAUUCUUUUUGCCAAAAUAAUCAUUUAUGUGUAUUCCUUAUUUCUUUGUUUUGCAUACAUAAAUAUUGUCCUCACAAAACUGAGAUAUUGCAGGCUAGGCCAGGAAAAAAUACCUGCAUGAUAGUGGUUGUGCUGUUCUCAUGGGUUAAUAUCUUGUCUGCAGAUGCUCUUUUCUCUGUUGAGUUCACUCUCAGGAAACUUGUCAGGUAACACUUUAGCAGUUCGGCAGACCCAUCAAUACAUUUGAGUUUUAAAUCCUUUGUAAUGAACAUGUUGUGGUCCAUGAAAAAGCUGCAUAGUCAUCACCUGGGGAACUAAUUAGAAACGCAGAAUCUCAGGUCUUGCCUCAGACCUAAUAAGUUAGAAUCUUCAUUUUAACAAGAUCCCAAGAAGAUUCCUAUGCACAUUGAAGUUUGAGAAGCACUGGCUUAGAAAGAGACCCUUCAGGCUCCCCACUCCCACCUUUACAUAAAAUAUGUGCCUAAAAAUAUAAAUAUAUGUGCUAUAUAAGACACACAUCACAGAUUAUUAAAUAAGCCCAUGUUUUUCAAAAUGAAGUUGUCCUUCCCCCAUGAAAAGUAGAUCUUGAAAUCAAUUCAAUGGGUCAAGAUAGGUAAUUUUUUAAAAAUGAAAUAGGAUAGAAUAGACUUGAAUACAGCCAAACAGAAAAUAUCAAAUAGCAAAUAGCAUUGUAAAUAGACUGAAUAUUUUUUGUGAAAUUUGUGUUUCAGUUACGUACGUAUGUAUGUGUGUGCACCAUGAGUUAUGAUGAAAAUAAAUUUCUGACUGUGGGCUGCAGCAAAAAAAUUGAGAAAGACUGCACUGGAUUCUGCAUCUCAAAGUAUGGCAUGUCCAUUUUAUAUUUGUAUUGCUAGUGCCCAACACAAGUAACUGACAAGUAGUAAGCACUUAAUAAAAAUGUAAAUAAUAAUGAC
Molecule: messenger RNA, 3057 nt
Organism: Homo sapiens (human)
Lineage: Eukaryota; Metazoa; Chordata; Mammalia; Primates; Hominidae
Gene: TCEAL6
Product: transcription elongation factor A like 6
Exons: 3
Coding region: 227-829 (200 amino acids)
Cellular component (GO): nucleus
Source: RefSeq, marked validated